This is a messenger RNA of Acipenser ruthenus (sterlet), 2048 nucleotides long. RefSeq names its product RING finger protein 222-like. NCBI's taxonomy places the organism in Eukaryota, Metazoa, Chordata, Actinopteri, Acipenseriformes, Acipenseridae. The coding region runs from base 417 to 1106 and encodes 229 amino acids. The record is from RefSeq and is a predicted model, not a curated record. The transcript has a single exon.
AUCUACUCUUAGACACACCUCGCAUCGCAGAUCACAAAAUUGCAGCUCGCUUUUGUGAUUGAAACCCAGGCUGUUCAACAUUAGACCGGGUCUGGCUCGUUGUGUUCUCUGGUCACCCUCUGCUGUGAUGCUCUGCACGACUGUAAAAUAAGAAUACAAAAAGAAAGCCGCGGGCAGGUGCUUUCAAGGACGAGACGACUGAUCCGACAGGAGUGGAAACCGAGCCUCCAGCUGGCUAAGCUUGUUCUGUGUGUAAUGCCAUUGUCAACAGUGGGGACACGACACAGAGACCCCCUCCAGCUGCUGAGCAGAUGUUAAUGAUAUCUACCGACACACAACAGAUGAAGGUUUUUUUUUGUUGUUUGUUUUUUAAAUGCUCGGAGUUAGCCGACGCGGUUUGAGUUUAAAAAGAAAGAAUGCCCGACUCUCAGGACGCACCUCCACGGCAGCCAGAAGAGUCAGAUGAAAACGAAGCCGGCUCGGACGAGUGUCCCGUGUGCUAUGAAAGUUAUCGAGAGGCAAAGAGGACGCUCGUUUGUGGGCACGUCUUUUGCCACGACUGCCUGGUAAAGACUCUGGUCAGCCUUAACCGACACGGGGAUAUCGUUCGGAAGAACAUCAUCUGCCCCAUAUGCCGGCACCUGACAUACAUCAAAAAGAAGAAAUCAAUUCCUCUCAUAGUCACGAGCAACAAAAACAGACAGACAUUGGAGGUUCCCAUGUCCCCCGUGAGUCCAGUAGCUUUGAACGCGUCUUAUGAGUUUAAUUCCUUAGACUCAUUAGAAGAAGUAGGAAGUCCAGCCCCGGCCAGAACAACAAGAGGUAGACAAAUCCAGGACUUUAUAUUUAGAAGGACUGGUUCUAGUGAUCCAGACCUUACUACUGGUACUGCCCCGACGAGCCCAACUAGUCCCUCACAGAUUUUUACCAUCAGUGGCCAUGGCAGACCGAUGUCCGAAGAGGACACGGUCAGCAUUAGGCCAGCUACGACUAGAAAUGGCAAUCGUCAAGCGCGCUGUUGCAGGUUACAGUGGGUAAUAAUGUUUUUAACUGUGGUCGUCAUCGUGGCGAUUGUGGCUGCUAUACUGCCUUGGAUUCUGAAAUAGACACGUAUAGAUACUUUACACAUUGGCUGCCUAUACUCAUCGUGAAUGUGAACUUUAAAAUGUGUCUUUAACAAACAAACAAAAAAGUGAAGUGUGUACUGUGCAUCAUGGAUGUUGGACGCACUUCAUUGAGUGGGCAUUUUGGAGACCAUAUUCAUGUUGAAUUCGUCACAGAUUUACUUGAAUUGAAUUUAAUACAGCAGUUAUACAUGUUGACUGCUGUAGAACUGCUGAAUAAUGAUUUAUAAACCCGCAGCCUCGGGGACUGGCCAAGUCUCCUGAAUGGAAGUGUUUUUGUUUCUUGUUUAAAUGGGAAAUCAAUCUAAAAAUAAUAUAUGUUUUUAAGAAAGGGUAUGUUUGUAUAUCGAAGGGGGAAACAAAUGCACUUAUUAAUGUAAAACGAGCCUGAUCACCCUCAGUUUUAGGAAGGAACAGUACCGUUUGAAAGAUUGUAUUCCUCUUUAGAAACUGCGAAUUGCAAUUGCGAAUAGUAAGACUACGUCAAUUGCGGAUAUUUUCAUAUGUUUUAUAAGGGUUGGAAUGAAACACUGGCCCGAUUCAGAUCGGGACUAUCUUUCUACAGCACUAUCCCUUAUAAAUAUUCCCCAUAGUAAAAGCAUAGCAAAAUGUAAUAAAGCAUAGUGAAAGCGUUGUAAAGAAUAUCCAGGUAUGGCAAACCAGGGUAAACUAUAAUAAAUGCAUAGCAUAACCAUGGGCAAAAACAAAGAACAGAUAGCUGGAUUGGAAGUCCUGCCAUUGCCCACUCCUGUCCUAACCGCUAAUGUUAUAAUGAAACCAGUCCUUUCCUUUCCCAUACUGUACAGAUUAUAUAUAUAUACACGUGAUGCCAAAUUCUGUGUGUGUUCAGUUACCCUUUGUUUUAUUGAAUUGUAGGUAUAUCGUAAGUAAAAAUAGGUUUUAUGUAUAGUACAGAGUAUUGUA